AUGGUCAAAACACUUCCCUUCCAAGACAUUCAGGUUCCGUCGCCUGGCUUCGGUGCCAUGGGUCUCAGCUUCGGCUUGGGCUACAACCUCAGUCUUGAAGAAGCAGAGCCGGUUCUUUUGAAGGCUAUCGAGCUUGGCUGCACUUUCUGGGAUACAGCUGUUAUUUACCAAGCGGGCGUGAACGAGAAACUUUUGGGAGAUUUCAUUCGCAAGCACAAUGUGCGCGACAAGAUCUUCAUUGCCUCGAAGUGCGGAUUUAGAGUGGAAGACUUUACCGUCACCAACUCUGCCUCCCAUAUCAAGGAAUACAUUGAAGGAACUAUUGAACGACUAGGCUUCACACCUGACCUAUACUACCUCCACCGUAUCGAUCCUAACACCCCUCUCGAGGAGUCCAUCCCAGCUCUGGAUGAGAUCCGCAAGGCAGGCAAGACCAAAUACAUCGGACUUUCGGAAUGCUCUGCUGCAACUCUGCGCAAAGCCAACUCCAUUGCCAAGAUCGACGCCGUCCAAGCCGAAUACUCAGCCUUUGAGACCCUGCACGAGACGGACGGUCUGAUCGACACCGUCAAGGAACUGGGUGUGGCUUAUGUGGCCUACAGUCCUCUGGGACACGGCUGGCUUGUGGACGACUUUCCCUUCAGGACGCCCGAAGACUUUGCGCCUGACGAUUUCCGUCGCGGUUCCCCCAAGUUCCAAGGUGAAAAUUUCUACGCCAACAAGAAGAUCGUGGAUGAGAUCAAGAAAAUCGCAAGCAAGAGAGGCUGUUCGAUCAGCCAAGUGGCCCUGGCGUGGGUUGCUGCUCAAGGCAUGAUUGCCAUUCCCGGCACAACCAAGGCGCACCGAUUGGAGCAAAACUGGGCUUCUCGGGAGAUCGACCUGACCGAUGAGGAGAAAGCAGAGAUGCGCAAGAUCAUUGAUGCCGCCAAGCCGCAGGGAAAUAGAUAUAAUGAGCGACACCAGGCUAUGGUUGGGCACUAA
Molecule: messenger RNA, 981 nt
Organism: Aspergillus tubingensis
Lineage: Eukaryota; Fungi; Ascomycota; Eurotiomycetes; Eurotiales; Aspergillaceae
Product: aldo-keto reductase
Exons: 6
Coding region: 1-981 (326 amino acids)
Cellular component (GO): cytoplasm
Source: RefSeq, a predicted model, not a curated record